Messenger RNA from Pygocentrus nattereri (red-bellied piranha), 6027 nucleotides. RefSeq names its product aspartic peptidase retroviral like 1. Gene Ontology annotation, molecular function: nucleic acid binding. The transcript has a single exon. NCBI's taxonomy places the organism in Eukaryota, Metazoa, Chordata, Actinopteri, Characiformes, Serrasalmidae. Gene Ontology annotation, biological process: DNA integration. The record is from RefSeq and is a predicted model, not a curated record. Bases 1017 to 5003 code for a protein of 1328 amino acids.
AUUGUUAAAAAAAAAAAAUAAAAAAUUAAAAAAUCAUAAAAAUAAUUAAUACAUUGAUUUAGAAUAAUGAGUGAGUCAGAGAAUUCUGAUUUGGCAACCCAAAAUGCCGCUCUACAGGCGGUACCACGCCCUGCUUUUAUGCCAGAAGCCUUUGAUGGCCGUACAGGAAAUUGGUUAGAUUGGUUUGGCCAGUUUGAACUGGCUGCAGAGUUAAAUGGCUGGGGAAAUGAUUUAAAGGUAAAAUUUUUGACCUUGCUUUUGAAAGGAAAAGCUAGGGAGGUGUUCUUGGGAUUACCUACUGAUGCUAGAAGUAAUUAUGGCCAGCUCAAAACUUAUUUGGGAAAAUAUUUGGUUCCACCGGCUAAUGUGGAAGUGGAUAAAUUGAAUUUUCAGGGUUGUAAGCGUUCCCUAGCUGAGUCUGCUUGUGAUUUUGGUAACCGAGUGAGGAGGUUGGCUCAGUCUGCCUAUCCGGGGGUUGAUGGGGCAGUUGUAGAUAUGCUGGCCAAGGAUCAUUUUGUUACUAAUGUUGGGAAAGGAGAUGUACGGAUGCAGCUUAGGGCGGCUAAACCCAGAAGUCUUGAGGAUGCUAUUACUCUGGCCACUGAACUAGAGGUUUUAAGGGAAUUGGAAAAAGGGGAAAUGUCAGCGGAAGCUAGGGUUCGGGGGGUUCAAGUAGAUCGGGAGCCACAAGUGCCAGCUGCUUUCUUAACUGAUGUGUUAAAGGCUAUUGAUCAGCUGACUAAAGAAGUGCAGGAGUUGAAAGAUGACAGGCGGGGUUCAACCAGCUCCAUUCCAGUACAACAGCCAUUUAGGCCAAGAGUUGCUUCUGAUCCAUCUGGCAAGCGAUGUUGGCAGUGUGGGGAAGUGGGCCAUUUAAGUAGAAACUGUCUUAAGCAGUCGGGAAACUAGAGUGGGUGGGUGCACAGGGCUGCUCACUCACCCCUCCAGAUACCCUUAGCCAGCCCUCCUGUGUUAAUAAAGACCCUGGAUUGGGAUUUUACGUAGAUGGUCACUUUAUGGGAUGUAGAGUUAAGUGUCUUAUUGAUACCGGUGCACAGGUUUCCCUUGUUAGUGGUGAUUUCUUUGAGUCAUUGGGGGACUUUUCCAGGGAUUUGUUGGUAUAUCAGGGAGAGGUGCGAACUGCGAAUGGAGCCCAGUUAGACAUCUUGGGUACCUGGGAAGGACUAUGUUCAUUUGAUAAUCUACAGUUGAAUCACAGGUUUUUGGUCUGUAGAGAUCUUAGUCAGUCUGUUCUUUUGGGCACAGAUUUCCUCUCCAAGUUUGGAGCAGUGAUAGAUUUGCAAGCUUAUACAUGCUCAUUACUGGGUAAGAGACUGCCAUUAAUUGGGUUUUUGGGUAAGGGGGAGGUUGGAAAAGUGGUAGUGAAGGAAGAUGCCGUGAUUCCCCCUCGUUCAGAAGUGAUGUUAUGUGGUCUGGUCCCGGGGCUUUGCUCUGAUAUGUAUGGCCUUAUUGAGCCAAGUGAUGUUUUUAUGGAACGCCAGGAUGUGCUCAUGGCUCGCUGCCUAAGUUUGGCUGAUAAAGGAGAGGUUUUGUUAAGAGUGAUGAAUAUUUCGUCAGAACCAAUAGAGCUUAAGGCAAAAAUGACUCUCGGCUCAUUUUCUCCCGAAGUAGAGCUUUGCUCUCAGAGCAUUUCGGACGGUCCAUCUGACUGUCCUUCCCCUAGUAUGCUGAAUCAGCUACUUGAGAGCCUAAAUAUUUUUGAUAGAGGUUUUAAUGGGGAUCAGUUGAAAACAGUGAGAGAGCUAAUUGGGGCUAAUAUAUCAGUAUUUAGCUCCGGGCCACAUGAUUUGGGACGAACCCAUCUUAGCUUGCAUCGCAUCAACACUGGCGACGCCCCGCCAAUCAAGCAAGCUCCAAGAAGAGUCCCUAUUCACUUGCAGGGCGAGAUGCAACAAGAGAUUCAGAGUAUGUUGAGCCAUGGGGUCAUUAGUCCUUCUCAUAGCCCAUGGGCAGCUCCAGUAGUCCUCGUCAGGAAGAAGGAUGGGUCCCUACGGUUCUGUGUUGAUUACAGAAAGUUAAAUGAUGUCACUGUAAAGGAUGCUUAUCCCUUGCCCAGAAUCGAUGACGCUUUGGAUUCGCUUGCUGCAGCCAGAUGGUUCUCUACCUUGGACCUAGCAAGUGGAUAUUGGCAAGUGGAGAUUGAUGCAAAGGACAAGGAGAAGACUGCUUUUGCUACUAGAAGUGGUCUAUUCGAGUUCAACGUCUUGCCAUUUGGUUUAUGUAAUGCACCAAGCACUUUUCAGCGUCUUAUGGAGUUAGUUUUGGCAGAUUUGCAGUGGACUUCAUGUCUUAUUUACCUAGAUGAUAUAAUAGUCUUCGGAAGGACUUUUGAAGAACACCUGGGUCGUCUGCAGGCGGUGUUGGCAAAAUUAAAAGAAGCCAACUUGAAGGUUAAGCCCAGUAAGUGCCAGCUUUUUGCAAAAGAAGUGCAUUACCUGGGCCAUAUAAUUUCCCAACAUGGCAUUAUGACAGAUCCAGCGAAAGUAACUGCAGUUAAGGAGUGGAAGAUUCCUCAAAGCCAAACUGAGGUGCGCAGUUUUUUGGGACUGGCCUCCUAUUAUAGGAGAUUUGUGCAGGGCUUUGCUGAAAUUGCUAGACCCCUUCAUAAGCUUACUGAAAAGGGGGCUAAGAUGGUCUGGAGUACCCAGUGUCAGAAUGCUUUUGAUGAACUAAAAAGACGACUGGUGACAACUCCUAUUUUAGCUUUUCCAGAUCCUGAGAAACCAUUCCUGCUUGACACAGAUGCCAGCGAUGUGGGGGUCGGUGGAGUUUUAUCUCAAUUAGUGGAUGGAAAAGAAAGAGUCAUAGCCUAUGCAAGUAGGGCUUUGAGUAAAACUGAGAGGAACUAUGCCACUACCAAAAAAGAGCUAUUGGCAGUGGUUACAUUCAUGAAGCAUUUUCGGCAUUACCUUUUGGGGAGACGGUUUGCACUUCGGACAGACCAUAGCUCCCUGAAGUGGCUUCAUAGUUUCGAGCAGCCUGAAGGCCAGAUUGCACGAUGGCUGGAACAGCUAGCCUCUUUCGAUUAUGAGAUUGUCCAUCGUCCUGGAAAAAAUCACGGGAAUGCGGAUGCUAUGUCACGUGCCCCCAUGCAGGAUCUGCCUAAGGCUGUUGUUGGACAAGUAUCUGAAGACCUGGAGAGGAAUGGGAUGAGAUGGGAUUGGAAGAUGGAACAAGCAAAGGACGAACAACUCCGGAAAAUAAGAGACUGGGUGGAAAGACAUGGAGCAACUCCCCCUGAUGAGGUGAAGCGGGACCCACAAUUCAGAGGCUACUGGAAUAUGUGGAGUACCCUUUGUGUGGAGAAUGGGGUGCUAUGGAGUCAACAGAGGGGUGUCGGCAGUGUUGACCUAUGUAAACGGGUGGUUGUUCCUAGAGAAUUGGUACCAGAACUGUUGCAGCUCUUACAUAAUUCUAAGACAGGUGGUCACUUGGGUAUUGCAAAAUUGAAAGAUAAGAUCAGGACACGCUUUUAUUGGCCUAAGUGGAGUAGUGAUGUUAUUGAUUGGUGUAAGAAGUGUGAGCUGUGUGCAGUUUUUAAAACUUCUGGAGCAGAGCCCCGGGCACCAUUACGACCAAUACAAGCAGGGUACCCUUUUGAGAAGCUGGGUAUAGACAUUGUGGGGCCCUUACCAGUUACAUCUCAGGGUAAUAAGUAUAUAAUUGUUAUUGCUGAUUAUUUUACAAAAUGGUGUGAGGCUUUUGCAAUGAGGGCCCAAGAUGCGGACACUGUUGCGAGGACUGUGGUGGAGCAGUUCAUCCUUAGGUGGGGUACCCCUCGUAGCAUUCAUACAGACCAAGGCAAGAAUUUUGAUUCAGCUCUAUUUCGAGCAAUUUGUGAAUUACUGGAUAUUCAUAAAACUAGGACAACACCCUAUCACCCGAGUUCAGAUGGUCUAGUUGAGCGGUUAAAUCGCACCAUUACGACAAUGCUUUCAAUGUUUGUGGAUGCUAAUCAAGGCAAUUGGGACGAACUACUCCCAUAUGUUAUGAUGGCAUAUAGAAGUAGUGUCCAAACUUCCACUAAGUUUUCCCCUUUUUGUGCAGUUUUUGGAAGAGAGAUUGUAAUGCCUGCAGACCUUUUGUUUAAUGUGGAAGUUGCAAAGUCUUAUAGCUCAGUUGGGGGAUAUGUAGAGGAGCUUGAGGGGAGACUUCGAUCAGUUAACACUGCUAUCCAUAGACAUCAGGAACUUGCAUCUCAGGGCCAGAAAACUUUUUAUGAUUUAAAGGUGCGAGGACCAAAGUAUCAAGUGGGAGAUCGAGUAUGGGUUCAGGAUAGGGCUAGGAAAAAGGGCAGAUGUCCUAAAUUCCAGAGGCAUUACAAGGGACCAUACAUUAUUAGGGAACAAAUUUCAGAAGAACUUUUUAGGUUAUCUGGACAGGGAAGACCUGGGUUUGUUGUCCAUUAUAACCGCCUUAAGCCUUGCACACGGUCUUUUUCAGCGGCAAAGAAACUGGGUAGCGCAGUCUGGCCCCAAGAGGGAGGCCGAGGCGAAGCAAGUCCCAACCACCCCCCUGGUCAAAGAGACGCCGAAGUACCUGCAACAUGGUGGAUGAUGCGGGGACGAAGGGGACAGGCCAGUGCGGCUCAAGAGACAAAUUCAACCAGACCUAUAGGUGGGGAAGGGCAAGACACCUCAUGGCAGAGGGCAGAACAAUUUACAGGUUCUUCAGCUGCCCAAGAAGAACUGCAGAGUGCUGGACAGCAGGGAAGGGACUUUGGACAAGGUACCUCUACUGCACAUCAGCUACCUGUUUUGGUUUCGUCGCAGAGGGUGGAACAGCCUACAAGUUCAUCAGCUGUCUUGCAGGAGUCGAGGAGUGCUGGGCAACAGAGAGGCGAUUUUGGGCAAGGGGCUUCUCUCGGACAUCAGCUGUCUGGUUUAGAGACAAUUUUAAAUGAACCUCAUCGGCGUACUGCCCAUAGACCCGUGCGGAAUUCUAGGACCCCUACUUGGCAAAGAGACUAUGUGAUGGACUAAGGGAAGACCCGAGGACGGGUCUUGUGCAAAAGGGGGGGUAGUGUAAUGAUUGCGCAAUCUAGAAGGCGUGGGGGAUUAGGGCGGAACCUGUGCGCAGCACAGGUGAGCAGCACGGACACUAUAAAGUGAGGGAACUUCUGCUGCGCGAGGUCGGCGGCAGUGUAGUUGUUUGCAUGCGGUUAAGAGAGUGAACUGAAUCUGGCUGUGGCGUUGACGAGGGUGACGACCAAGCACUUGAGAUAAACUGUAAUUGCGAGGGCUAGAGUGUGGAUUGAGCUGACGCGCUGCUGAAGUGACUCGCUGCUGAAAUGAAUCGCUGCUGAAGUGAUUCGCUGCAAAAUGAAUCGCUGCUGAAGUGACUCACUGCCGCCCUGAACGAGUGGCCUGGGGCGAUUGCCGGGCCACGUGUGACGCCGUGAAGGCUGCACGGGGUUAUUCGAGGACGACUGAAAUGCCGGGUCAGUCUGCUCUGUUUUAGAGUUCAUAAUUUUAGUUGGGUCGACCUUUUCUUUUCUUAGUAUAGAUGUUCUAGUUUUAAUCUAAUGAUAAGAGUCAUUUUAGGGAAACAGAUGAGUUCAUAGGUGAGAUGGAUUAGAUUGUGAGAUCCGUGGUUUUUCUAAGCGAUAUAACAACUCUUGGUCUUGUAUUUUGACUGUGUAAGCCACAUUUAACUAUUAACUAUACUAGUCUAUACCCUGUUAUCUUGGUUGGGUCCCUGUGAGUAACGUUGGGCAUUUUAAGAGGGGAGUUACCAAUGUAUUGGAGGCUGUGGUGUGCAGUGUAGUGGAAAUGCAGGUGGUUUUUAUCCAUGUGUGUGAAGAUGUGUAUUUUUAGGGUGUUGUGCUAUACUAGUUGCUGUGGGUUGGCCGUCUGAAUCUAAUAUUGCACUUGACUUUUACUCUCUUUGUGAUGACUUUAUAGGAUACAGUUUCCCAUAAAUUGUGCCCCCUUCCCCUGAACUUAGUCUGGGAACCAGCCAUUUUUACCCUGCGUAUAUAAUAAAGUUUGAUAUUUAUUAUACCAA